GCCUUUCGCGCACGUCGUUUCGUUCACAGUCCCUCCUUUUCCCAUCUCAACGCCGUCACAGAAGAAGAUGUCGCCCAUUUCUCAACCAUCCUCGCACCCACCUCCGUCUUCUCCACCAUCGGUCCAAAUGCCGUGUCUUCAAACGAUAUAGCGACUUACAACGAGGAUUGGAUGGGAAAAUACCACGGAAAAGCUACCACCGUUCUUCGCCCUCGCACCACGAAGGAGGUCAGUGAUAUCGUCAAGUGGUGCGCGAAGCGGAGGAUAGGCAUCGUUCCUCAGGGAGGCAAUACCGGUUUGGUGGGAGGGAGCGUCUCGCUCGACAAGGAGGUCGUACUUAACUUGGGCGCCAUGUCCAAUGUACGCUCGUUUGACCCAGUAUCAGGAAUCCUCGUGGCAGAUGCCGGAUGCAUUCUCGAGUCCUUGGGCGACUACAUUGCCCCUCACAACUACAUAAUGCCUCUCGAUCUUGGCGCGAAAGGGAGCUGUCAGAUCGGUGGAAACAUCGCCACAAACGCUGGUGGCCUUCGUCUCCUACGAUACGGUUCAUUGCAUGGCAGCGUCCUCGGACUCGAAGUCGUUUUACCCGACGGAACCAUCCUCGAUCAACUCUCCACACUACGGAAAGACAACACCGGGUACGACAUGAAGCAGCUCUUCAUCGGCGCAGAAGGCACCCUCGGCAUCGUCACAGGCGUCUCCAUCAUGACACCCCCCGCUCCCCAAGCCACUCACAACGUCAUGCUCGCCCUCCCCCGCUUCGACAACAUCCUCCCUCUCUUCCAAGCCGUCAAGCGCGACCUCGGAGAAAUACUGUCCGCGUUUGAAUAUAUCGACCGCACGGCGUACGAUACCGCCGUCGCUCACGGACAUGCGCGCGUGUUCACAGACGAGGAGAUGCAGGGCGCGCAGUGUUUUGUGUUGAUUGAGACUAGUGGUGGGAAUAACGAUCAUGACGAACAGAAAAUAACAGAGCUGCUCGAAUCCCUAUUGACCGCCGACAAACCCCUCGUCCUCACAGGCGUCCUGUCCCAAUCACCCGCGCAGUUCGCCUCGCUAUGGGCUCUCCGCGAAGGCCUCCCGGAGGCCCUCCAAAAAGAGGGAAAACCCUACAAAUACGACAUCUCCAUCCCCAUAGCUGAUUUCGAGCGCGUGGUCGACAGCUGUCGCGAUCAGCUCAAGUCUAGGGGUUUGUAUGGCGAUCACGCGGUGUCGAAGGUCGUCGGGUGGGGUCAUAUCGGGGACGGUAAUCUGCACAUUAACGUUAUCGCCAAACAGGGCUACACCCCUGAAAUCGAGCAGGCCUUAGAGCCAUUUAUAUAUGAAGUUGUCUCCUCUCUCAAAGGUUCGAUAUCAGCAGAGCACGGGAUAGGCUCCAUGAAGCCCCACGCACUCCACUACUCGAAGAGCAGCGCCAGCAUAGAGUGGAUGAAAAAGCUCAAAGAGACUUUCGAUCCUCUCAACAUCAUGAACCCUGGCAAAGUCCUGCCAUGAGAGCUUAUCUCAGUCAGUCGGCGCUACCGUUUCUGCAACGUAAAAAGUAGGGAAUCUAUAUUUUUGGCUUAUUGUUUAUGCGCACAGGCUGGGGACACUGCUUACUGUACACGGCACCGUCUAUAUAUCACCCGCUGAGAGAAGCUUUAGUGCUAGGUAGUGAUGUUGUAACAUCUGUCCUGUCAUUUACUGGACAAAAUUGAUUGCGCUCAAGGAGUAUGAUUUUCAUA
Molecule: messenger RNA, 1724 nt
Organism: Serpula lacrymans var. lacrymans S7.9
Lineage: Eukaryota; Fungi; Basidiomycota; Agaricomycetes; Boletales; Serpulaceae
Exons: 7
Coding region: 172-1494 (440 amino acids)
Cellular component (GO): mitochondrion
Molecular function (GO): FAD binding; catalytic activity
Source: RefSeq, a predicted model, not a curated record